AUGGGCCGGUGGCCUCGGAAACAGGACCCGGCCCAGGCGCAGAGGUGCCGGUGCCGGGCCGCAGGUCGGGGAGGAGACGGCCCAGUGGGAGCACCCGGGAGCCGGGAGUGGGGGCCACAGACCGGGCCUGGGGGUCCCGUCGGCGGGGACACAGUCCCUUUGGAUCUGCGCUUCAACAGAAUCCGAGAGAUCCAGCCCGGAGCCUUCAGGAGGCUGAAAAACCUGAACACCUUGCUUCUGAACAACAACCAGAUCAAGAGUAUACCUGGCGGAGCAUUUGAGGACUUGGAGAAUUUGAAAUAUCUCUAUCUGUACAAGAAUGAAAUCCAGUCGAUUGACAGGCAAGCGUUUCAGGGACUUUCCUCUCUAGAACAACUAUACCUGCACUUCAACCAGAUAGAAACUCUGGACCCCGAGUCCUUUCAGCAUCUGCCGAAGCUGGAGAGGCUAUUUUUACACAACAACCGAAUUGCACACCUGGUCCCAGGGACGUUUAGCCACUUGGAGUCCAUGAAAAGACUGCGGUUGGACUCCAACGCGCUCCACUGCGACUGUGAGAUCCUGUGGCUGGCGGACUUGCUGAAGACCUACGCCAGGUCUGGCAACGCGCAGGCAGCCGCCACCUGCGAGUAUCCCAGACGCAUCCAGGGCCGGUCGGUGGCCACCAUCACCCCGGAGGAGCUGGACUGUGAAAGGCCCCGGAUCACGUCGGAGCCCCAGGACGCCGACGUCACCUUGGGGAACACCGUGUUCUUUACCUGCAGAGCUGAGGGCAACCCCAAACCCGAGAUCAUCUGGCUGCGAAACAACAACGAGCUGAGCAUGAAGACAGACUCUCGCCUGAACCUGCUGGACGAUGGGACCCUGAUGAUUCAGAACACGCGGGAGACGGACCAGGGUGUCUACCAGUGCAUGGCCAAGAACGCGGCCGGGGAGGCCAAGACGCAGGAGGUGACCCUCAGGUACUUUGGGUCUCCAGCUCGACCCACUUUUGUAAUCCAGCCUCAGAACACGGAGGUGCUGGUCGGGGAGAGCGUCACCCUGGAGUGCAGCGCCACCGGCCACCCUCUGCCCAGGAUCACCUGGACCAAAGGUGACCGCACGCCCCUGCCGGUGGACCCGCGCGUGAGCAUCACGCCCUCCGGCGGCCUGUACAUCCAGAACGUGGCGCAGGAGGACAGCGGGGAGUACACCUGCUUCGCCGCCAACAGCCUCGACAGCAUCCACGCCACAGCCUUCAUCAUCGUCCAGGCUCUUCCUCAGUUCACUGUGACCCCUCAGGACAUAGCUGUGAUCGAGGGUCAGACAGUUGACUUCCACUGCGAGGCAAAGGGCUACCCGCAGCCGGUCAUUGCCUGGACAAAAGGAGGGAGCCAGCUGUCCGUGGACCGGCGGCACCUGGUCCUGUCGUCGGGGACACUCAGGAUCUCGGGCGUCGCCCUCCAUGACCAGGGCCAGUACGAGUGCCAGGCGGUCAACAUCAUCGGCUCCCAGAGGGUCGUGGCACACUUGACGGUCCAGCCCAGAGUCACCCCCGUGUUCAGCAGCAUUCCCAGCGACCAGACGGUGGAGGUGGGCACCAACGUGCAGCUCCCCUGCAGCUCCCAGGGGGAGCCCGAGCCGGCCAUCACCUGGAACAAGGAUGGGGUCCAGGUGACGGAAAGUGGGAAAUUUCACAUUAGCCCCGAGGGGUUCCUGACUAUCCACGACGUCGGGACCGCGGACGCAGGCCGCUACGAGUGCGUGGCCCGGAACACGAUCGGGCAGGCGUCGGUCAGCAUGGUGCUCAGCGUGAGCGUUCCUGACGUCAGCCGGAACGGGGAUCCGUUUGUAGCCACGUCCAUCGUGGAGGCGAUCGCCACUGUCGACAGGGCCAUAAACUCCACGCGGACGCACUUGUUUGACAGCCGUCCUCGCUCCCCCAACGACCUGCUGGCCUUGUUCCGCUACCCAAGGGACCCCUACACCGUGGAGCAGGCCCGAGCCGGGGAGAUAUUCGAGCGGACGCUGCAGCUGAUCCAGGAGCAUGUGCAGCACGGCCUCAUGGUCGACCUCAACGGAACCAGCUACCACUACAACGACCUGGUGUCCCCGCAGUACCUGAGCCUCAUCGCCAACCUGUCGGGCUGCACAGCCCACCGGCGCGUGAACAACUGCUCCGACAUGUGCUUCCACCAGAGGUACCGGACCCACGACGGCACCUGCAACAACCUGCAGCACCCCAUGUGGGGCGCCUCGCUGACCGCCUUCGAGCGCCUGCUGAAGUCCGUUUACGAGAACGGGUUCAACACGCCGCGGGGCGUGACCCCCGGCCGGCUGUACCACGGGCACCUGCUCCCCAUGCCCCGCCUGGUGUCCACCACGCUGAUCGGCACGGAGGCCGUCACGCCCGACGGGCAGUUCACCCACAUGCUCAUGCAGUGGGGCCAGUUCCUGGACCACGACCUGGACUCCACGGUGGUGGCCCUGAGCCAGGCCCGCUUCUCCGACGGGCAGCACUGCAGCUCCGUGUGCAGCAGCGACCCGCCCUGCUUCUCGCUCGCCAUCCCCCCCAACGACCCGCGGGUCAGGAACGGCGCCCGCUGCAUGUUCUUCGUGCGCUCCAGCCCCGUCUGCGGAAGCGGCAUGACCUCCCUGCUCAUGAACUCCGUGUACCCGCGGGAGCAGAUCAACCAGCUCACCUCCUACAUCGACGCCUCCAACGUCUACGGGAGCUCGGAGCACGAGGCCCGCGCCGUGCGCGACCUGGCGAGCCAGCGCGGGCUCCUGCGCCAGGGCAUCGUGCAGCGCUCGGGCAAGCCCCUGCUGCCCUUCGCCGCCGGGCCGCCCACCGAGUGCAUGCGGGACGAGAGCGAGAGCCCCAUCCCCUGCUUCCUGGCCGGCGACCACCGCGCCAACGAGCAGCUGGGCCUCACCAGCAUGCACACCCUGUGGUUCCGCGAGCACAACCGCGUGGCCACCGAGCUGCUGGCGCUGAACCCGCACUGGGACGGGGACACCCUGUACCACGAGGCCCGGAAGAUCGUGGGCGCGCAGAUGCAGCACAUCACCUACCAGCACUGGCUCCCCAAGGUGCUGGGCGAGGUGGGCAUGAAGAUGCUGGGCGAGUACCGCGGCUACGACCCCGGGGUCAGCGCGGGCAUCUUCAACGCCUUUGCCACGGCCGCCUUCCGCUUCGGGCACACGCUGAUCAACCCGGUGCUCUACCGGCUGGACGAGAACUUCGAGCCCAUCGCGCAGGGCCACGUGCCGCUGCACAAAGCCUUCUUCUCCCCGUUCCGCAUCGUGAACGAGGGCGGCAUCGACCCGCUGCUCCGGGGCCUGUUCGGCGUGGCCGGCAAGAUGCGCGUGCCCUCCCAGCUGCUGAACACGGAGCUCACCGAGCGCCUCUUCUCCAUGGCGCACACGGUGGCACUGGACCUGGCGGCCAUCAACAUCCAGCGUGGCCGCGACCACGGCAUCCCGCCCUACCACGACUACCGGGUCUACUGCAAUCUGUCCUCCGCCCACACCUUCGAGGACCUCAAAAAUGAGAUCAAAACCCCCGAGAUCCGGGAGAAACUCAAACGGUUGUACGGGUCCCCCCUCAACAUCGACCUGUUCCCCGCCCUCAUGGUGGAGGACCUGGUGCCCGGCAGCCGCCUGGGGCCCACCCUGAUGUGCCUGCUGAGCACGCAGUUCAAGCACCUGCGAGACGGGGACAGGUUGUGGUAUGAGAACCCCGGGGUGUUCUCCCCGGCCCAGCUGACCCAGAUCAAGCAGACGUCCCUGGCCAGGAUCCUGUGUGACAAUUCCGACAACAUCACGCGUGUGCAGAGGGACGUGUUCCGCGUGGCGGAGUUCCCCCACGGCUACAGCAGCUGUGAGGACAUCCCCAGGGUGGACCUGCGGGUGUGGCAGGACUGCUGUGAAGACUGCAGGACCAGGGGGCAGUUCAACGCCUUCUCGUAUCAUUUCCGAGGCCGGCGGUCCCUUGAAUUCAGCUACCAGGAGGACCAGCCCACCACGCAAGCAGGGCCUUGGCAGACCCCGAGUGCCGGGAAACACGGCCAGCGCCCCAGGAACGCCACGUCCGCCUCCUACGAGCACCCACAGGUCCCAGGGACGAGCGACUUCAGGGACUUCGUUCUGGAGAUGCAGAAGACCAUCACAGACCUCAGGACACAGAUAAAGAAACUGGAGUCGCGGCUCAGCACGGCUGAGUGCACCGACGCGGAUGGCGAGCCCCACGCGGACGGCACCCGGUGGAAGCGAGACACGUGCACCCUCUGUGAAUGCCGUGAUGGGCAGAUCACCUGCUUCGUGGAAGCGUGCCCGCCUACCGAUUGCCCAGCACCUGUGAGAAUCGACGGAGCCUGUUGUCCAUUCUGCCUGACAGACACCCCGGGAAAGCAGCCUUAGAUCCUCCGUGGUCCUGGAGCCCCUCCGAGCGUCCCCUGAGGUCACCAGCUGGUGCGGGGACUGCAGUCUGGAGGACACCAAGGGCUCGGAUGGCUCACGGCCACGUCACCAGGGCUGUCUCAGAAACAGCCCAGGGGCUCAGACUGGAGGAUUCACGGAGCCAGAGACCACGCAGCAGACACGUGGGCGGGAGCAGACACGAGUCCUAACUUCAUAUUAGAUUCUCAGGUUUUUAUUUAAUUUUUUUAAUGAAAAGUUGGUGCUACUAUUAAAUUGCACACUUAAGUCAUUUAGAUUCCUACAGUGAUUUCCCCCAAUUCCACGUUUCCUCUCAACUGAAACCCACCCCACUUGGUCCUGGUACCGGGAGCCUGCGGACCAGUGGCCACGAGUCAGGCCACGUUGAAAAGAAUAUCAGUGUUUGGCAAAUGGAACAGUCUCUCGUGAGCGUCUCCGGGUGCCACAGGCUCCUGUCGGCCCGGUAACCCCCAUCCCUUCCCUCUGGCCCUCUCUGCCACGGUCCACGCGCCCCAGCAGCUCCUCACACCAGAUCUGUGGCUCAGGCGCACGCACUCCCGCAGCUUCUCCUUCCCCGUGUGAUAGGUUGUCGGGCUCCUUUUAGAAACGGGCCUGUCGUCACUGUAACCUGCUGCUUGGUUGUGGACCAGCUGUGAAACCCCCCUCCGUGGUGGCGACACUGCUCGUGCACCGUGGGGCUGCUCCUGGCCGAGCACACGGGGGAAUCGGUGCUCUGGGUUCUCUUUCCGACGGUGGCGUGGGAUGUGGGAACUUCCUAAUUCCAGGUUGUGUGCCUUAGAGAAACAACACCCCAUACCUCAUGUGUUUUCAAGUGCAUGACGCUUUAUGAAAGUUUGCCCACGUUUUCAGCAUUAGAUACGGCAGAGAAAUCACGUCCACUGUGCAAAAGGGUCUUUCAGAAAUCCGUGAAAAGCAACUUUCAUACCUCAUGGUCGCUCUCUCUUCAAUUGACCAAAACCCCCUAUUUUGUUCUAAGAACAGAGUGAUCUGUGCUCUGAGACUUGUGUCCCUGAGUGCCCACUGUGUGCCGGGCGCUGAGCGGGACCCAGACGAGGGACCCACCUGGCCGUCCCAGGGGGGCUUGCAGCGCACGGCAGGGCGAGCUCACGGGGGGGUCCCUGUGCGGGGUGGGAGGCGAGUCUCAGUGUCCGGCAGGCAGUGGGCAGUUUAAGAGCCUGGCUUCAGUCCAGUGUGGGCACCAAGCUGCCACGUCUCUGGGGGUGGCAUUGACCUCCCCACCGUAAGCACAGUCACAGGGGAUUUAAACGUGAGGCCGACUCCUCAGCCCCACGUCGCUGAGUGACAGGUAGAAGCUGGCUGUUGCCGCACCAGACGUGAGACUGCUAUUGAAACAUCAAGUCAGAUUGAUUGACCGGAUCUCGGACCCAGUGUCCGUAAACUAGAAGAUGGAGAGUUUGGUUUAGAAGUUGGAUGGUUCUGUAAGUUGCUCAGCAGCGGACCCAGUUCCGCGCGUGUGUUCGUGUCCUGUGGUUUCGUGGCAGAGGUGACGUGCACGUAGAUCGGGAGGCUGGGGAGAGCUGCACGCUGGAGGGGAGGCCGACUCGCAGGGACGUCUGCAGCUGCAGGUGACGUGUCCUCGGGAUCGAGGUGGAAUCUCACGUGGGCGUGGGAGCCGUGGGCAGUGCAGGAGCUGUGGGCUGUGCGGACGCGCUGUAGCUGCACCAGAAGGGGGUUGCUGUGAUAGGAAGCGGAGUGUACGUGUUUAUUUACUUUCCUAACUGUUCCCACCAGCCAGAUGCCUUUUCUCUGUUCAUUGUAACCAAUACGUUACCAAAGAAACGUUUGCACUAUGUAACAAUGCCUUUGAGUUGGAAUAAACGGGCCACGUUUUCCAGUGGA
Messenger RNA from Miniopterus natalensis, 6300 nucleotides. Lineage: Eukaryota; Metazoa; Chordata; Mammalia; Chiroptera; Miniopteridae. The record is from RefSeq and is a predicted model, not a curated record.